AUGGUGAUGGGCCAACUCAAAGCAGCUCCAAAAACUCCAGAACCGGUGCGAGUAAUGGAAGUGAAUAUGGAAAGGGACGGUGAUGACUUGAGGCCCGAAUUCUUGGUAAGAUUUUAGGUUUUUUUAAAUUUUGAAAAUUACUGACCCUUGCCUAGGUAAGCCUUAGUUUUAGUCCUACAGCUAAAAUUGUUUUUAAUAUUAAAGUAACAAAUAUUAUUUUUUAACGUUUUGAGCACUAGAAAGUAAAGAUUCAGUAAAAAACAUGAAAAACUUGAUCUUUUUGGAAAAAAAACCUACUACAAUUUGGAGCCUCAUAUCUUUAUAACUAAACUUUUUUUAAAAACAGUUCUAAGCAGUUAAAAACAAAUUUUCUAAGCUUUAAUAUUAUGUAAACACUAUGCAUAUUCUGUAUUUGAUUGUCUCUAUACAUUUGAUUAAACUAGCUAUAUUCUAACUCAGGAUAAUAUAGAGAUAGGUGACUUUGACAGGCUGUAACUUUUUCGAAAAUUUUUUUAAAAGUUUUUGUUUAUUUGAGUUAAAACCACAUACAAGUACCUCAGAUUUGAUAUAAAUUUUAGUUUGCUCGUACUGGUACUUUUUUUGUUAUGCCGUUUUUCUUUACUCCAACUUCAAUUUUUCGAAAAAAUUUCAAAAAAUUUAAAUUUUUUGUAAAAUACGAGAUUUACUUCUAACUUAUUUUUAAUUUCAAUUACCCUAAAAUAAUAACAACCACAUUUUCAGCCUUACUACACUUCAGACUACGAAGCCGUUGCGAAUAUGUUGGCGCGAUUGCAGCAACUUCAGGAUAAGAUUGCGGAUAUUGACGUGAAACAGAAGCGCGACUUCCGAUUCUACGGGUCGCGGGGAAAGAAGUCAGUACGUGAGACACGGAGGUGAGUACUAUUAUCUGUUUAUACUUUUUGAAAGGCUUAUAGUGUCUUCUUAGUCGACUUAGCUUAAGCUAGAGCUAGAGCUAGAGCUAGAGCUAGAGCUAGAGUUAGAGCUAGAGCUAGAGCUAGAGCUAGAGCUAGAGCUGGAGCUAAAGAUUGGGCUUGAACAUUAGCUUAAACUAAGCCUUAGCUUAGCCUGAGAGUGGGUUCUAGCUUUAGCCUUAAGCCUAGGAAUAUCUGUUAUAAAUAAUAAUGCUAUUAAACCCCUCAUCUUCUAGUCAUCUUUUUGAGUUAAACUUUAAUUUAAAAUUAAUGUUGCAAAAGUAGUGUCUCAUCCGAAAAGGCUCGACUUCCUGGUAGUAAGGAUGAAGUAAAGGUUGUUUUUUGAGUACAAAAUUAACUGAAUUUUUAUUAACUUUGGUGUAAAGAUACUUUUAUUUGCAUUUAGGGUUGGUUUUUGAAGCUUGACAAAUUUUAAUCUGGGUACUUUGAUCGUGCUAAGUUGUACGUCAUUUUUUGAAAAGGAGAGCAGAAGGAGGGAGGGGGGGGAAGAAAAGAGGUUUGGGAUGACAAAUUCUAAAAUACGUCUUUUUUGGUUAUGAAGGAGCUUCUAUGAACGUUUUAAGUACCAUGGGGACCCUUUUAGUGUUUUUAGUACUAUUAGUCUUAUUUCAAUUUAAAAAUUUUUUUUUUAAUUUGAAAUUUUUAAAAAAUGACAAAAUUUUUUAGACCCAAAGUUUCAAAUAUUAAUUUUUUUUGGUUUUCAGAUUCAAUUACAUGCCGUCCCGAGGGUAG
This is a messenger RNA of Bursaphelenchus okinawaensis, 1685 nucleotides long. The record is from the annotation of a GenBank genome assembly. NCBI's taxonomy places the organism in Eukaryota, Metazoa, Nematoda, Chromadorea, Rhabditida, Aphelenchoididae.